This is a messenger RNA of Fusarium keratoplasticum, 2136 nucleotides long. RefSeq names its product Fungal-trans domain-containing protein. The transcript has 4 exons. The coding region runs from base 1 to 2136 and encodes 711 amino acids. Gene Ontology annotation, molecular function: DNA-binding transcription factor activity, RNA polymerase II-specific; zinc ion binding; RNA polymerase II cis-regulatory region sequence-specific DNA binding. Gene Ontology annotation, cellular component: nucleus. Gene Ontology annotation, biological process: positive regulation of transcription from RNA polymerase II promoter by galactose; DNA-templated transcription. NCBI's taxonomy places the organism in Eukaryota, Fungi, Ascomycota, Sordariomycetes, Hypocreales, Nectriaceae. The record is from RefSeq and is a predicted model, not a curated record.
AUGCCGGUCGCUCGAGUCACUAAACGCAGCAAAACGCCUCUUGCGUGUGCGUCUUGUCGAAGGCAUAAAAUCAAGUGCGAUGGCAUUCACCCUGUUUGCGGCAACUGCUCUAAAAGAGGGCGAACUCAGGAGCGCUGUGUCUGGAAGCAUGUCGACGGACGGCUUGAGAAGGCAGCCGAACCAGCCAGUUUCAUCCGUCAAUUGGAACAGCGGGUUCGGCAAUUAGAGAGCCGCGCUCAAUCGAACUCUCACCUGGUCCAGCCGAUACCAGAGAUGGUUGGCCUCGAUCCAGCCGAAAUACUGGCAAGCCCCGGCGGUAUCAGUGCCAUGGAAGCAGCUGUCACCGAUGCACCCCAAAACGAGGGCCACAUUAGCUCUGCGUCUGCUGCUGGUUUCAUGAAUAUCAUCAGACGAGCGGUAGACCCUGGCUCAGCUGUUUCUAACCUAGUCGGGAACGACAAAACCCCACCCGCUCAAGGUAUGACAUCGUUAUCAGCGUCGAGGAAACCGUCGAUGUCGUAUGUUCUACCCCCACGAUCGGACGCUGAGAGAUUGGCGACCGCAUACUGGGACUAUGUACAUCCUCUCUACCCCUUUCUGUACCAACCCUCUUUCACCAAAAUGUUUGUGGGUCUAUGGACUGGAGAAUCAGUAUCAGAAGCUUCAUCUCCCCUGACGGAAACAACCGAAGCCGACAGGGUAUGCCUGGUUAACCUGGUCCUUGCCUUAGCUUGCCAGUACUAUGACAGCCCUACAGAUAGCCAGGACCUCACUGAGGGGUCCAAGUCCGGGGCAAUCUUUUUUGAUCGAGCUCGGCGGAUCUUUCAGUAUGAUGUAUCUGACGGUACAGGUCAGAGCCUUCAGGUAGUUCAGAUCUUGUUGCUCAUGGCACAAUAUUUGAAUAGCAUCGGAAGCCCUCAGAGAUCGUGGGAAGCCAUAGGUGUAGCCAUAAGAACUUGCCAGCGUCUUGGCCUUCAUCGUGGGACAACUACUAGCCAAAGGGUACUCCCUGACCCCGUUGAGAGGGAGAUGGUGAAAAGAGUCUGGCAUGGGUGUCUCAUGUUGGAGAGGAUGCUUUGUGCGACACUCGGUCGACCUACCAUGAUUGCAGCGACUGAGGCUGACCCGGUGCCAUUCCCAGAGGAAUUGGAUGAGGGAGCAUUUCAAUCUGGAGGACAGUCGUUGACGUUCUCUAGCAUGUCAGCUCUGUCAUUCUUUGUGCACUCGGCGAAACUGUUCGAGAUGGGCCAUCUAACCCUACUGGCCCUCUAUUCUGACGAAAACUCCAAUGACGUGCGAGAUUACAAUCACUUCUUCAUGGGACCGACAUCAAUAUUCGACAUUGACUCUCAGAUGAUGGAAUGGUUCGCAGCAACUCCUUCGCACAUCCGACUUGAGAGUUACGGCCUGCCAAUGGAUGAAGAGCCGGUACAAACACAGGUAUUCCGAAGGCAGGCUGUGGUGCUGCGGAUUAGGUAUCUACAGGCUCGUAUCUUUCUGUUCAGGCCAGUGCUGGCCAAGUUGUGCAUAGCAAGUCGAGACAUACAGAGUCAGCACUCUGGAAAUCUUGCUCACCGGACAGCUCUUCAAUGCUCAAUGCUCUGCGUCAAGGCGGCCAUCGAGAUGAUCGAGAUUGUAAACGAUCACCAAACUUCGGCGUCUGCCUGGGGUCAUAAACCAUCUUGGUUGUACGUCGUGCUCCACAUAUAUGUUGCCGCCACCGUCCUUCUUGCAGCCCGCCUGUCUCCCAUUGUUCUGUUGGGUGAGAUAUCCGAAAAAGAUAUCCAAGAAACCUGGAACUUUGCGCUGGAUAUUCUUGACCGAUUCCAGGCCGACAAUAUGUCAGCAAAGCGCUGUGUCACUGCUCUGAAGGUCUUGUAUCAGAAAAUACCGGGAGGCGUAGGCACAGAUGUGCACCAAGACAGCGAAUAUUCUCCAGGGUCAGGGACAGCAGACCAUCAUGGGGAUGCCCUCGUUGCUGACCCGUCUCAUGGACUCGUCCCGCAACACCCGACAGCUGACGGGCCGCCCAGUGCAGAUUUUAAUCAGGACCUGGGUCCAGACUGGAUGCCAGAUUUUGAUUUCUCAGAUCCAUACGACAUGAGUUGGUUCCAGAUCGCUGCUCCUGGCCUGUGA